Messenger RNA from Phyllostomus discolor (pale spear-nosed bat), 3371 nucleotides. RefSeq names its product TruB pseudouridine synthase family member 1 (gene TRUB1). Gene Ontology annotation, cellular component: mitochondrion. NCBI's taxonomy places the organism in Eukaryota, Metazoa, Chordata, Mammalia, Chiroptera, Phyllostomidae. The record is from RefSeq and is a predicted model, not a curated record. The transcript is spliced from 8 exons. Gene Ontology annotation, biological process: tRNA modification; mRNA pseudouridine synthesis. Gene Ontology annotation, molecular function: RNA binding; pseudouridine synthase activity. The coding region runs from base 41 to 1069 and encodes 342 amino acids.
CGUGCGACUACAGACGCAAACCGUUUUGGGUUUGAAAAGCAUGGCAGCUGCAGAGUCGGUGGCGGCCGUGCCGUCGUCGUCUCUGGUAGCAGACACAGCCCCGGUCCCUGAAACUGCAGAAACAGCUGCAGCAACGGCCGCCACCUCGCCAGCGACGGCCGGGCCGGGAUCCGAAGCCAUGGUCUCCAAGGCCGCUUUGGCUACUAAGCUGCUGUCCCUGAGCGGCGUGUUCGCCGUGCACAAGCCCAAAGGGCCCACUUCAGCCGAGCUGCUGAAUCGGCUGAAGGAGAAGCUGCUGGCAGAAGCUGGAAUGCCUUCUUCAGAAUGGACCAAGAGGAAAAAGCAGACUUUGAAAAUUGGGCAUGGAGGAACUCUAGACAGCGCGGCCCGAGGAGUUCUGGUGGUUGGAAUUGGAAGGGGAACAAAAAUGUUGACCAGUAUGUUGUCAGGGUCCAAGAGGUAUAUCGCCAUCGGAGAGCUGGGGAAAGCUACCGACACGCUGGACUCCACAGGGAAAGUGACGGAAGAGAAACCUUACGAUAAAAUAACACAAGAAGAUAUUGAAGGCAUUUUACAGAAAUUCACUGGGAAUAUAAUGCAGGUGCCUCCCCUCUAUUCUGCGUUAAAGAAAGAUGGACAGAGACUUUCAACCUUGAUGAAGAGAGGCGAAGCAGUGGAAGCAAAGCCCGCCAGGCCAGUCACUGUGUACAGCCUCUCCCUGCAGAGGUUCCAGCCACCGUUCUUUACAUUAGAUGUUGAAUGCGGAGGAGGCUUUUAUAUCAGAAGCUUGGUCAGUGACAUUGGCAAAGCGCUCUCGUCCUGUGCCAAUGUGCUAGAGCUGACCCGGACCAAACAGGGGCCGUUCACGCUGGAGGAGCACGCGCUUCCCGAGGACAGGUGGACAAUCGAUGACAUCGCGCAGUCCCUGGAGCACUGCUCGUCCCUGCUCCCAGCCGAGCUGGCACUUAAAAAACCAAAACCUGAGGAGUCUAGUGAACACGUUCUGAGCUGUGAAUAUAUAACUCUAAAUGAGAAGAAGGGAGAAGACGAUGUAAUUAAGACGUGUUAAGAUGGGCGUGGGUCCUCAUUUCUCCGUGGACAGUCGAAUCCUGUGUACACAAGCUACUGGCAAAGGACAAACAGCCACUCCCUUUUUUUUGCAUGAAGAAAAAUGCCCAUCAUUUACAGUUUCUGCAGUGCACAAUUUAUCUGCUGCACAUUGCAAAUAGCCUUGCAGUUGUUCAGCUCUUCAGCGUACUGUGGAGUGUUCUUUUAGGAGAUUAUUAUGUUGUUAGAUUGGAUACAGGAAAAUCAACUUGCUCAUUUUGAUCUUGCUUCAAAGUCUUUUCCUGUGAAAAAGCUGAACACAUUUUCUAAUCAAAGAAAAAAGACGUAUGAGCUACGUGUUUCUUCGGCAUCAAAAAAGUUAACGUAAAUUAGUGUUACUUUGACUUUAUUCUGGCUGUCUGGUAGCUCUAUUGUAUUGAAAUUCUUUAACUAUGUUUGAAAAGGCUGUUAUUUAACUCCUUAUGUUUUGGAGAGUUUGUGGUUAUUAAGAACAUUUCUUUGAUACGGCUGCAUUCCUUUGGUAAUAGCUGUGUUCGUUUAGAUCUUGGACACUAAUAAACUUGUAUCAUAAAUAUUUGUAAUUGAACCAAAUUUUUGCUGUUACCAAUAAAGGGAUGUAAAAUGCAAGACUUAAUGCACCUCUACCGUUAGUGCAAAGGACGGCCCAGUGGCUUGUAUUUCGGCAGCUAUGAGAUCUUCCAAUAUUUUCCACACCGCCGAUCACCCUGUACCAAGUUGCUAAAUAACAAUUUUUUAAAAGUAAGCUAAAGAAUGUGUUUUCAAUUAAACAUUUCUUUAUUCUUUAGUAUUUAUUUUACCUUUUUUAGUGCAUUGGUUUUUGGUUUGCUCUUUCAAAUGAUAUUUAUAGACCCUGAGAUUGCCCCUGUGCAUUUCCAGCUAACCUUUUCAGCUCUAAAUAUUUAAAAACAGUUCAUCUCAAACAUUUUCAUUCAGGUGGCCUACUGAACCUUUUUUCUUCCUGGUUAACAUAAUUUUGAAAACAUAGUCACAUUACAAAAUGGUAAAUUUCAUAUGUAAUGAGUGCUUCAUAUUUUUGUUAUGGGAAAGUGAUCUGUUAUGCAUCAUCCUGUCUGUAGACAUGUUUGUCCUUCCUUUAUUCAAUAAAUGUAGUUUCAAAAGGAAGAAUCAUUAAAAUUUUCAUAACAUAGGAGCUUUUAGAUUUUCAUGGAUUACAUUUCUUUUAGCUGGUUGUCUCCUUGCAACCCCUACCUUGAAAAAACGUCACUAUGAAAACCAACCUGAUUUUAUUUACUGUUUACUCAGUGUAGAAAGUUACAUGCUUCAGGAGAGCAUUUUCGUCCCAUUGGCAACAUAUUCGAAGAGAAAAUGCUGAAAGCAAUUCUUAGUAUGACACAAGAAAGGAUAAGGGAAAGAGUUUGACAUCUUGAGGGAUUAACAUCAAAUGCCAAGCAAAGCUGAAAUUUCAAAGUUUACAAUUUCUCUUGUUCACAGCUGCCACCCUGUAGGCUGGGCCAACCCAAAGUGGUGGCAGCGGGUGCUCGUGCCCUGGAAUUGUGCGGGGUGGAGCGUGUCUUCACGCAUCGCCAGCCAGGGCCCAAACAGAGGGAUAUUUAGGUCAUAGAAAACAACUGGGGCAUUUCUACUUUACAUCCCAACUUAAAAAAUUGACGUAAAUAAUGUAUUAAUGGAGAAGAGUAGAGAUUAUUUGACUAGACAAAUGACUUUUUAAAAUAGUAGCCAAAUCUUUUUAUUGCUGAAAUUCUUGCUAUGUGUAUUCUCUUUUUGCCCUGAGGACACUGGAAAAAAUUUUGCCAAAUGGAAAAAUUACCCAUAAUCCUCACCAUCCUGGUACAGUGACUUCAGAACUUUAAUUUUGUAGUAAUAUUUUCCUUUUGUUUACAUAAUUAUGGUCUUAGGACACCUAUGUUUUUUAAUUGGCUUUUUCUGAUGUAAUUAGUUUGAUAACUUAUUUUAUUACUUCAUAUUCAGUUUAUUUAAACUAUUUCCUUAUUACUGAACACAAGUUAUUUUCCAUUUUAUUGGGAUAAAUUCCUGAGAGUGAGAUUAUUAAGUGGGAUAUAUGAACAAUUUUAUGGUUCUUAAUAUGUUGGCCUUAUUGCUUUCCCAAAGCGCUGUAACAUUUGACUGUCACUAUUUGAGUUUUAUCAGUUCACUGAAAGUUUACAGUUUGGGUGGGGGUGUGGUAUGUUGUUGUUGCUAAUUCAGUGUCAAGAGAGUUUAUCAUUGCUCUGCUUUGCUUUUGUGUGACUUGCAUGUAUUUUGUCCAUUUAUGUAAAUAAAUGUCUUACAGUUUCUUUAUA